GAGUUGGGAAGACAUCGCUAAUUAUGUCACUUGUCAGUGAAGAAUUUCCAGAAGAGGUUCCACCCCGUGCUGAAGAAAUCACCAUUCCAGCUGAUGUUACCCCUGAAAGAGUGCCAACCCACAUCGUGGAUUAUUCAGAAGCAGAGCAAAGUGAUGAGCAGCUUUACCAUGAGAUAUCACAGGCAAAUGUAAUUUGCAUAGUAUAUGCUGUUAAUAACAAGAAUUCUAUUGAUAAGGUAACAAGCCGAUGGAUUCCUCUCAUCAGUGAAAGGACAGACAAAGAUAGCAGGCUGCCUCUUAUAUUAGUUGGAAACAAAUCUGAUCUAGUGGAAUAUAGCAGUAUGGAAACUAUUCUUCCCAUUAUGAAUCAAUAUACAGAGAUAGAAACAUGUGUAGAGUGUUCAGCAAAAAACUUGAAGAAUAUAUCUGAGCUAUUUUAUUAUGCACAGAAAGCUGUUCUACAUCCUACAGGUCCUCUUUAUUGCCCAGAGGAGAAAGAGAUGAAACCUGCCUGUAUUAAAGCACUCACUCGUAUUUUUAGAAUUUCUGAUCAGGAUAAUGAUGGUACUCUCAAUGAUGCAGAGCUCAACUUCUUUCAGAGAAUUUGUUUUAAUACGCCACUGGCACCUCAAGCUUUGGAGGAUGUAAAGAAUGUAGUCAGGAAAAAUCUAAGUGAUGGAGUUGCUGAUAAUGGAUUAACAUUAAAAGGUUUCCUUUUUCUACACACACUUUAUUAUGAAGAAGUGAGACUUGUCCAUUUCUCCCCUAUUAUGCCCUUCAUUCCUCUUUAUAAGCUAAAAAUUCCUUCAGACUGCACAACAGAAUUAAAUCAUCAUGCAUACUUGUUUCUCCAAAGCAUUUUUGAUAAACAUGAUUUGGACAGAGAUUGUGCUUUGUCCCCCGAUGAACUGAAAGAUUUAUUCAAAGUCUUCCCUUACAUGCCAUGGGGACCUGAUGUUAACAACACUGUUUGUACAAAUGAGAGGGGCUGGAUUACGUACCAAGGCUUUCUCUCUCAGUGGACGCUAACCACAUACUUGGAUGUACAGCGCUGCCUGGAGUACCUGGGUUAUUUAGGCUAUUCGAUACUUGCGGAACAAGAAUCUCAAGCAUCAGCAAUUACAGUAACUAGAGAUAAAAAAAUAGAUCUCCAGAAAAAACAGACACAAAGAAAUGUUUUCCGAUGCAAUGUUGUUGGAAUGAAAGGCUGUGGGAAAAGUGGAGUUCUUCAGGCUCUUCUUGGAAGAAAUCUAAUAAGACAGAGGCAAAUACGUGCAGAACACAAAUCCUACUAUGCCAUUAAUACAGUCUAUGUGUAUGGACAGGAGAAAUACUUGCUGCUACAUGAUGUCAGUGAUUCUGAAUUUCUAACUGAUGCUGAAACCAUAUGCGACGUGGUCUGCCUAGUAUAUGAUGUCAGUAACCCCAAGUCCUUUGAAUACUGUGCCAGGAUUUUUAAGCAGCACUUCAUGGAUAGGAGAAUACCUUGCUUAGUGGUAGCUGCAAAGUCUGACUUGCAUGAAGUUAGACAGGAAUAUAGCAUUUCACCUGCUGAAUUCUGCAAAAAACACAAAAUGCCUCCGCCUCAAGCCUUUACUUGCAAUACUGUUGAUGCUCCAAGUAAGGACAUCUUUGUUAAACUGACAACUAUGGCAAUGUAUCCCCAUGCCCGGUUACGCUGUAUGUGCGCCUGCAACAGGUGUACAUUUUGCAUCUGUCAGAACUUCCUCAACUCAGACUUGCUGCAAUCUGUAAAGAACAAACUCUUCACUGCAGUUCUUAACAGGCAUGUGACACAAGCAGACCUCAAGAGCUCUACGUUUUGGCUUCGAGCGAGUUUUGGUGCUACUGUCUUUGCAGUUUUGGGUUUUGCUAUGUACAAAGCAUUAUUAAAGCAACGAUGAUCUGAGAAGAAGCACAUCUGGCCCUACCAAAUAAAAAUAAACUUUUAUGUACAUUCAGAAUGCUUUAAAUUCUGCUAGGAAUAUUUAUAUAUGCAGAGUUACUUUAUUAAUAUUUGUAAUUCAUGCAUAAGAUUAUUUUAAAUUAUAGUUCUAAUUACAGUAUUGCAUAAAUGUGUGUGAGAAAAACAAAAAAUUGCAUAUUAACAGCCAGGUAAAAUGGCUUGACUUAUGAGGCCAAAAGGGAAUUAGCUGUAAAUAACCUGUACAUACUAAGGCAGUAAGACAUGGCUUCCCCCAAAGUUAUUCAAAAUACUGUUCUUAGGUGUUUCACCAUAGUGACAGGAUAGUGUAAAAUUUAAAUUCAUUUUUCAGUAGAAUAGGUUCAACUCAAGGAUCACUCUUCCUCAAGGAUUGCUUAUUUAUUACAAAUUCAUCUGACGGGACUUAAUCUUUUGGGACUACAAUCUGUAUCAGGCAGAAUUUUUGAUUUUUUUUUCUUUAUCUAUUUUUUAACUAAAAAAAAAAAAAACAGUUUACCCACUGGACUAUGUAUUUCAAGAUAAAGGUCACUGUGGCUGACUUGGCCUAUGAUUUUGUAUGUUAUAUGACCAGUGAAAUGUUUAACAGUCUAAGACUUCUUUUAAAACGAAAAAAGGAAACUUCGAAAACUGCCAGACCAACUUCAUAUGCUGUGUGUAAUUCUAUUUUUUUCAUUUUCCACUAUGUUGCAUUUUAUAACCCUGAUGAAUCAGAUGAGAUUUAUAUAUUGUAAAUGUUUAUAACUCAGAAAGUGUUUAAUUUCUCACAUCUGUAAAUCAUACUUGUUAAGCUGUGUAUGAGCUAGACCUAAGUAGUACACAGUGCCUAUUCUACUGUAGUAAAUUAGUUGCAUGGUUCACAGUGCAUUCUGUAACUGGCUAGAUUACCUGUAGACACAGCUUUUUUAAUGAUGAAGUAAAUUAACAUUAUUCCUCAUGACAAACCUAUUUUUCCAUCGCUGGCCUUUUCAGGUAUUUCAAUAAAAUAACUCUGUACUGUG
Messenger RNA from Tinamus guttatus (white-throated tinamou), 2943 nucleotides. NCBI's taxonomy places the organism in Eukaryota, Metazoa, Chordata, Aves, Tinamiformes, Tinamidae. The record is from RefSeq and is a predicted model, not a curated record.